AUGGGUGUCGUUCUCUCGACUCUCCAGGAUUUAGUUAAAGUCUGUAUUGCAACAGCCUCUCUUCUGAAAGCUCUGUCGACCGAAUUCAGCCGAGCUUUGAAGCGUGCAUCGCAAUCUCCGGGCCUUCCUAACCCCAACCCAACCCAAACCUACUGGCUCAAUGAUCCACCAUAUCCUGAACUUAUCAAUGCAAGCUCGCCUUCCUUACCACAAACCGCAGAUGUGGCCAUCAUAGGCUCUGGAAUCGCUGGAGCAUCCGUGGCACGAUCGUUACUCCACGAGCGACGCCGUAGUAACACCAGUCCGGACGAAAAGGUCGUUGUUCUCGAGGCUCGACAGUUAUGCAGCGGUGCCACCGCUCGGAAUGGCGGACAUAUCAAACCUUCCCCAUACGAAUCAUUUUCUCUGCUGAGCAAACCAUUCUCCAAAGAUCGUGCUGCCGCCUUGGUGCGCUUUCAAUCUCUGCAUGUUGGUUAUUUGACUGGACUAUGUGAAAGCGAAGGUAUCGAGGCUGCUCAAGCUCGAAAGGUCGAAACGACCGACUUCUUUCUGGACAGCAAAAGCUUCUCCAAGGCCGUCGCUGAUUCUGAUGCAUUGAAGCAAUGGCUCCCCGAGAUUGAGAUUGCCGUAUGGAACGGGGAUGAAGCUCAGAAGUCGAUGUGUGGUGUCAACGAAAGUGUCAUGGGUGCUUUAUCCUAUAAAGCAGGUGCCAUCUGGCCUUACCGGUUCGUUACGUCCAUCUGGAAUAACCUACUGAGCGAGUUUCCUCAUCUAUCUGUGGAGACGAAUACUCCCGUAGAAUCGAUAAGCGUUCCAGAAGAUGCCCCAGCAGGCUUCCCCUAUGCUUUGAAAACUCCCCGAGGAACUAUUUUUGCCCGGAAAGUAGUUCACACCACCAAUGCAUUCGCAAGCCACCUUGUUCCUGGAUUGCGGAGUAGGAUUGUAGGAGCAAGAGCUCACAUGUCCGCCCAGACCCCAGGGCAACGAUUCCCACAUGCUGACGGUACAAAAUCCUGGGGUGUAAUAUACGAUGAUGCGUUUGACUACAUUACGCAAAUACCGCCAGCUUCAGGCGACACCAAAGGGGAUUUGAUGAUUGGGGGCGGCUUCAAGCGAUCUUUGAAGCAAGGUAUCGAUCAAGUCGGCCUCUACGACGACGGUUCCGUGUUGGAUCCUCUGACAAUCACGCACAUUGCAGGCAUAUUCCCAGCAAUAUUCCAUCCAAAGUGGGGUGCGGGAAGCGAGCUGAAGCAGGUGUGGCCUGGGAUCAUCGGUAUAACCGGUGAUUCUCUCCCCUUCGUGGGUCCAUUGAACGCGAAGUUGACGGGACGCGACAUUAAGAAGCGAAAGGGAAUGUCAGAUGGCGAUCACCAAUGUGGAGAGUGGAUCGCAGCAGGGUUUUGUGGAGAAGGAAUGGUGUGGGCCUGGCUUUCUGGAGCUGCUCUCGGUAUAAUGAUUGCUGGAACCGAAGAGGACGACUUGCCUGAAGAUCCGGGUAGACCCGGUGGAAAACUAGCAGAAUGGUUCCCGCACGAGCUUUUGGUUUCGGAUGAGAGAUUACGUAGUGCUAACAUCAGCAACUUAGUUUAA
Messenger RNA from Bipolaris oryzae ATCC 44560, 1590 nucleotides. RefSeq lists its product as uncharacterized. The record is from RefSeq and is a predicted model, not a curated record. The transcript has 2 exons. Gene Ontology annotation, molecular function: oxidoreductase activity. Bases 1 to 1590 code for a protein of 529 amino acids. Lineage: Eukaryota; Fungi; Ascomycota; Dothideomycetes; Pleosporales; Pleosporaceae. Gene Ontology annotation, cellular component: cytoplasm.